This is a messenger RNA of Medioppia subpectinata, 360 nucleotides long. NCBI's taxonomy places the organism in Eukaryota, Metazoa, Arthropoda, Arachnida, Sarcoptiformes, Oppiidae. The record is from the annotation of a GenBank genome assembly.
AUGAACAACCAGAGUCUGGAGAUGAGAGGCACAGCUUUGCUAUCAUUAUUAGAGAUUAUAUAUAAUCUAAGAAACGAAUUGAUAUUUUUAGCCGCAAGAUUUGGACGAAAUGUUGGCUUAUAUUUUAAACCACUUCAAUACGAGCCCAGAAUAUACCAAAAGGCCGGUCCGGGCGUACAUGUGGUCACAUUGGAUGCCUAUUUUGAGCCAAACAUCGGUGGCUAUACAGGCAUUGUUUACGUGUUAGAAGCGAUUUAUGAUCACCAAUACUUUGCAAUCGAUAAAUACAGCGGCGAUUUAACCACAAAUUGGCAAAUUGACAGAGAAAUAGGACAGUCCUAUAAUAGCACUUAUCAGUAA